This is a messenger RNA of Gastrolobium bilobum, 1342 nucleotides long. Its product is annotated as transcription factor BHLH089. Gene Ontology annotation, biological process: regulation of DNA-templated transcription. NCBI's taxonomy places the organism in Eukaryota, Viridiplantae, Streptophyta, Magnoliopsida, Fabales, Fabaceae. The record is from RefSeq and is a predicted model, not a curated record. Gene Ontology annotation, molecular function: DNA-binding transcription factor activity; protein dimerization activity. Gene Ontology annotation, cellular component: nucleus. Bases 170 to 1027 code for a protein of 285 amino acids. The transcript is spliced from 6 exons.
GAAAGAGAAAGAGAGAGAUAUAAACACAGAGCUCGCGCACCAUUCUUAACUAUCGAAGGAGAUCACUUACCGAAGCGAAGACCUUUCUCUCUCUAUUUCUUUUGUUGUUGAAUGUUGAGCUGUGUUGGGUGGUUCGGGUUCGGAUUCGGGUGACCCGAUUGGUGCUUCGAUGGAUCCGGGUGCGAUGAUGAACGAGGGUUCCUUUGCGAAUGGGAGUGGAAAUACGGCGCCGUUUAGCUUGUCGGAGAUCUGGCAGUUCCCGCCGGCGAUGAAUGGGUUGGGGCUGAGGAAGCCGGAGUUCGGACAAAUCUUCGGGGGGCAUUUUGGGGAUUUCACCAUCGGUCCGAACCGGGAAGUUUCGUGUAAUGAACCGGUCGGGUCUAACCAGAGAGCAGCAGCAAACAAUAGCCGGAAGAGGCGGGACUCGGAAGAUGAUUCGGCUAAGUGUGUUUCCACCAGCAAUGGUGUUGCCAAUGGCAAUGUCAAUGGGGUGAAUGAUGGUGAUGGAAAACGGGUUAGAGCAUCAGGGAAUAAGAAUGAAGGUGGUGAUGGUAAAGUUGAAGGAGAAGCCAGUUCAGGAAAGCCUGCGGAGCAAAGCACUCAGCCACCUCAUGAACCUCCUAAGCAAGAUUACAUUCAUGUUCGAGCUAGAAGGGGUCAAGCUACUGAUAGCCACAGUCUUGCAGAACGAGCUAGAAGGGAAAAGAUUAGUGAAAGGAUGAAAAUUCUUCAGGAUUUGGUCCCUGGUUGUAAUAAGGUUAUUGGAAAAGCAUUGGUCCUUGAUGAGAUAAUUAAUUAUAUCCAAUCUCUUCAGCGCCAAGUUGAGUUUUUGUCAAUGAAGCUUGAAGCAGUGAAUUCAAGACUUAACUCUGGCAUUGAGGCGUUCCCUCCUAAAGAUUUUGGUCAGCAGACAUUUGAUCCAGCUGGCAUGCCAUUCGGUUCACAAUCUACAAGAGAGUAUAGCAGGGGUUCUUCACCAGAGUGGUUACACAUGCAGGUAGGAAGUGGUUUUGAAAGAACAACGUAGUCUAUGAAAUCCCUUCACCUGGUAAUAAAUGCAUAAAUGAGCAGUAUUCCAUCCUUCAGUGGCUCCCAAAAAACAAAAAAUGAUAUACACUAAAGGUAUUAAGUCCAAAUGGACACCUCAUUCCCAUUUUUCUACACGAGGCAUAGAGCUGUUACUGUUUUCCACAAGACUGCUUCACUUUGUAUUUAAGCAUCUGCGUAUGUUGGUGUGUUGGAAAAUGAAUUCAUUUACUCAAUAUGUAGUAUGGUGGACUUUUUAGGCUUUCUAUGUUGAUACUCAACAUAACUCUUAGAAUGGUCAUUAUUCUUGUAAAAG